CCGGAGUAGGCUAGGAAGAAUUUGUGGGGGCCGCCUUGGAAGUACGACGUAAAAUCACUGCAUUGGAAGUAACUGACUGGGGGAAUCCUUGAUUUUUAUAUAACUACAAUGUACGAACCCGUUUAAGGGACGUGGGGUAACGAUAUUUACGGGAACUGUAAUUUUAUUUUAUGUUAAACUCGAAAAUACUGUAGUCUUUGUAGAGCGUACACAAGUGCACGCGAGUUCUAUGCACAACCAGCAGACCAGAGAAUAGAGUAUGAUGGCAUUUGACAGUUUAACGGCGUAUCCACAAACUCUAGAAAUUGUCCUGUUUCCCUUCCAUCUCAUAUGACUAGAAGAACCAUGUUGUGUGAGGAGCGUUAUUAUCGUCAGAAAGCGUUACUACAUGCUAACAAAUGAAAAUUAAUUAGCUAACCGCUAGCUAGCUUGAUAGUUUGCUAUUUGGACGCGCCAGCAGCUAACCGAGCUAGCCAACCUACCCAGGUUAGAUUAUCGGCCGGCCGUAUUGCGUAUAUUUGGUGUGCUACACCGUAGACAUCACGUAAUGGAAACAUAAUACGCAGUAUUUCGGAAAUUAAACGGAUUUUUUGGCUUCUGGUUGGAGACAUUUCAUUCGUGUCACCAGGAUCUGUAACUUGGUCCAAGAUCGUCAGGUCGUCACCUGUUCACUCUUCAAUUUCAACCUGUAUUGCCAGGUUGACCUCAGGACUCCCCAAUGGAUUUCCAAGGGAGGGUGAAAGGAGCGGGAAAUUGUUUCUUAGCAAUAGGACAGUGCCAUGCAUCUGCUGGUGAACAGCUGCUUCCUACACAGAGGUCACUCAGCCUCCUGAACUUCACCUCUCCCGCCCAAGAGAAUGCUGGGAAUGUGUCGUGGGCGCAGGAAGUUCCUGGCUGCCUCCCUCGCCCUGCUCUUUGUCCCAGCCCUCACCUGGCUCUACCUGUCUGCUGCCAACUUCACAGUGAAGCCGCUGCCUCUUUCUCCACUGGAGACUCAGUCCUCCACGCUGGUAGGUGGCGCUGGUGAGCGCCAGGCGCUGGAACUGCGGGUUCGAGAGGUGGAAGAAGAGAAUCGUGCGCUCAGGAGAGAGUUGAGUCAGCCACCCAGGAACCCUACCAAUAGAAACUACCGUAUCAACAAUCACCAUGGCAAUCAGUCACAACCCCACUCCACAGAAGAAGGUACCGGUGACAGUGAAGCUCAGAAAUCCUUCUCCACAGGGAACAGCUCCACUUGUGUCCAACACCCUGUUGUGGACAAAUGUGAGAACAUCCAUGUUGCCAUUGUGUGUGCGGGCUACAAUGCAAGUCGAGAUGUGGUGACGCUGGUCAAGUCUGUGCUGUUUCACAGGCGGAACCCUCUCCACUUCCACUUCAUCACGGACUCCAUCGCCCAGCAGAUCCUGGCCUCCCUCUUCCACACCUGGAUGGUUCCAGCUGUCCGGGUGGACUUCUACGAUGCUGAUGAACUAAAGUCUGAGGUUUCAUGGAUCCCCAACAAGCAUUACUCUGGUAUCUAUGGCCUUAUGAAGCUUGUUCUGACCAAGACGCUGCCUUCUGACCUGCAGAAAGUCAUUGUUCUGGACACAGACAUCACAUUUGCCACAGACAUCGCUGAGCUCUGGGCUGUUUUUCACAAGUUCAGAGGUCAGCAGGUUCUGGGGCUGGUGGAGAACCAGAGUGACUGGUAUUUGGGAAACCUGUGGAAGAACCAUCGGCCAUGGCCUGCUCUCGGCAGAGGCUUCAACACUGGUGUGAUUCUUCUGCUGCUGGAUCGUUUAAGGAAACUCAGAUGGGAGCAGAUGUGGAGACUGACAGCAGAGAGAGAGCUGAUGAGCAUGCUGUCAACAUCACUAGCAGAUCAGGAUAUCUUCAAUGCUGUGAUCAAACAGAACCCCUUCCUGGUACACCAGCUGCCUUGCUUCUGGAACGUCCAGCUGUCCGAUCACACCCGGUCUGAGAAGUGCUACAGGGAUGUGUCUGACCUCAAGGUUAUCCACUGGAACUCUCCUAAGAAACUGCGGGUGAAGAACAAGCAUGUGGAGUUCUUCAGGAACCUUUACCUGACCUUUCUGGAGUAUGAUGGCAACCUGUUGAGGAGGGAGCUUUUUGGCUGCCCCAGUGAGACCGACCACAACAGUGAGAAUCUCCAGAAGACUCUGCUGGAGCUUGAUGAGGAUGACCCAUGUUAUGAGUUCCGGCGAGAGCGAUUCACUGUGCACCGCACACACCUCUACUUCCUGCAUUACGAGUACCAGCCCAGUGCAGACCAGACUGAUGUUACCCUGGUGGCCCAGCUCUCAAUGGACAGGCUGCAGAUGCUGGAGGCCAUCUGUAAACACUGGGAGGGCCCCAUCAGUCUGGCUCUCUACCUGUCUGACGCCGAGGCCCAGCAAUUCCUGCGCUAUGCUCAGGGCUCUGAGGUGCUCAUGAGUAGAAGCAACGUGGGAUACCACAUUGUCUACAAGGAGGGCCAGUUUUACCCUGUCAACCUGCUGCGCAACGUCGCCAUGAGGCAGGUCAGCACACCCUAUAUGUUCCUGUCAGACAUCGACUUCCUGCCCAUGUAUGGACUCUACGAGUACCUCAGGAAGUCAGUGGUUCAGCUGGACAUGACUAUCACCAAGAAGGCUCUGGUGGUACCUGCGUUUGAGACACUGCGUUACCGGCUGUCCUACCCUAAAUCCAAGGCUGAACUUCUGUCCCAGCUGGACAUGGGCACCCUCUUCACAUUCAGGUACCAUGUAUGGACAAAAGGCCAUGCUCCAACUAACUUUGCUAAAUGGCGGACAGCCACGACUCCAUACAGAGUGCAGUGGGAGGCAGACUUUGAACCGUAUGUAAUGGUACGGAGGGACAGUCCUGAGUAUGACCGCAGGUUUGUGGGAUUCGGAUGGAACAAAGUGGCCCACAUUAUGGAGCUGGAUGCACAGGAAUACGAGUUUCUUGUGUUACCCAACGCCUUUAUGAUCCACAUGCCUCAUGCACCCAGCUUCGACAUCACCAAGUUCCGCUCCAAUAAACAGUACCGCGUUUGUCUCAAGACUCUCAAAGAGGAGUUUCAGCAGAACAUGUCCCGUCGCUAUGGUUUUGCGGCCCUUAAGUACAUGACUGCAAACAAUAGUGGCUAGCAAAGCCACCACAUACUUAAACUACUCUGCUGAUGCCAUUUGCUAUCAGAUUGGUAGGUGGCAUGAUUGGCCUGUACUGGACCUCGUCGGCCAAUAUUAAACUCAGAGGGCACCAGGCUUGCUUCCACAUUCUGUCAGUGAGGGAGCUGCCGUGACCACUGAGACUGUUUUUGUGCUUUGGAAAUAGCAAUAAUGCAAUGUUUCAUACAAUCUGCUGGAUGCCAUAAUGUUGAAAGGUCAGUGGAGGAAGGCGAUCUACCAAGUUAUCCAGGUUUCACCUACUCCAUGAAAGGGAUAUUAUUAAUCAUUAAGCAGAAAAAUGUUGAUUUCUACCAUGGUAAGCUGUGUAUUACUGGGUAACCACAGCAUGUGUCACUGUAGACUCAGCUGUGCUUUGCUGGACUAAAUCUACUGAUGCCUUGAAAAAAAUAGAGUAAUGCCUUGAAGGCAGUAUUGUUUGGUUAUACUUUUUGCAGUAUUAGUUCUCAGAGUAAGUAACAUGGACAUAUAGCAGGAGAGCCCCAAUCAAUCAUUUACCUAGUAAAACUAGGAAAGGUGAUUGCUAGUGUGUAUAAACAAAAUGUUGGUAAUGUGUUAAGGACAUGAUGUUUAGAUCUCGCCUACAAGAAGAAAAAAUGUAAUUAUUCACCAAUACUGUUUAACAGAGGGUCUUGGGUUUUAAAGCAAUGGACUUACAGGGAAGCAUUGUUUGCAAUAAGAACCUGCGAGAUUCCAGGGUUUUUCAUUCUUAAAAGAAUUGGGCCUGGAGAAUUGGACCUGAGUUUACAGUAGCUCAAUUUCAAGGAAGUUAAAAAUAAAUAAAACAAGGCAAACAUAUAUAGAAAAGCCACAAACCAUGCCCAAGUAAAUCCUUAAUAUUGACACCCUCCUGUUUUUCUUUCUAAUUAUUUUUGUUUUCAUGAGAUUAUAAUGUUUGUUUUUGUCAUUAUCAGUAAUGUGUUUACAUUUCUUGCAGAUGUAUAAGCAAGCUAACAAAAAUGCACUAACUCCAUGGAGGAGUAAAUAAGAAAGCAUGAACAUCUGUGUGUGUAUGGUGGGUGGGGUGAGACACUCAGAAGCAGCUAAAUACACGUGGCAGCAUUUGAAAUGCAAGACAACUAAGUACAAUUAUCUGAUGUGCAGCAAUUGUGCAGCAGCUGAUGAAGAGUUAACACUUUUUCCACCCCAACCCACCAUCCCCAUCCUAGUUUAAGUUUGCAUCUCACAUUACACCAUGUUAUGAAGUUGACAUGUCAGGUUACUUCAGGUCAUUUACAUUGUGUUCAAAAAGAAAUAAUUCAUAACACCAUAAACUCUAGAGUGAACAACAAUAAUGGGAUUGACCCCAAUAAAUAAAAACAAAUCAAAACUAGCAUUGCCUUAUUGAGGGUAAACUCAAGGCUAACCCCCCUCUUGUAUCUGAGCACAUAAGGAAAUGAUUUGAUGAGGUGUCCUUAUCAUGUCAAUCAUGGCAUGUGAAUUUGUCAGUACUUGAGUGUUGUUAUUGGCAGCAUAGGCUCAAGGGCUUUCAUUUUGUUCAGAACUUUAUAUUAAAACAAACCAUCCACAUUUAGAUAGCAGGGAUGAGCAUGGCUGCUGCGAACUGUAAAGAUGUCUAUUUCAGCUUUGUUGCGUGAAGACAGGGUUGGUGUGUAUGUGUUUUUCAAACUGCUUUGUAUAUGAAAGACGGUGUGUGUGCGCAGGAUAGCGCUGACAGAUUUUUGGCAACCUGAAUAAAAAAAAAAGUACUGGAAAAAAAUUAUUUUCUUUUGUUACUGGUAUAUGUUAGGGAAUAGUGUACCAGCUGCACCUGCGAUUUGCCUAAGGCAAUGCUCUCUGAUAUUUUAGAAUAUCCCAAGAUUGCUG
Molecule: messenger RNA, 4997 nt
Organism: Electrophorus electricus (electric eel)
Lineage: Eukaryota; Metazoa; Chordata; Actinopteri; Gymnotiformes; Gymnotidae
Product: xylosyl- and glucuronyltransferase LARGE1
Biological process (GO): protein O-linked glycosylation via mannose
Cellular component (GO): Golgi apparatus
Molecular function (GO): xylosyltransferase activity; glucuronosyltransferase activity
Source: RefSeq, a predicted model, not a curated record